ACGAAAGCUCGUUGCUCGAACAUUAUGGCAAACCUGGCCAACAUAAAAUCUCAAUCCUAGAGAUUACCCAUGACCGGCCCGAUCGACCACCUUCAGAUCGUACGUUCCAUAUUUCAAUAUUUUCUAAAAUAUUGUAUUUUCUAUAACGUCGUCACAUCAUCGUGGACAAACGAAAGAGAGUUUUGAGUGAGGAGAAGAAACCAAGAAGUAUAUGAGGUAUAUAAUAUAGGAGGAUGAUGGGGAUCGAGGGCCAGCCAGCUAGGCUAGGGUUUGUGGAUGGAAAAAGUUGACAAUGAAACAUGGCGAUACGAAUCCAUGGCAAAGCCUACAUAUAUAGCAGUAAAAGCCAUGGAUGGAUCGAUCACAAUGACAUCACCCGACGCAAUUGUUCAAAUAAUAGCACAUUUGAUUGGUGGUCCAAGAACAUGAUGAUGAUGAUCACGAUAUACGAAAAUGGCUGACGAAGAAGCUGGCCUAAAGCUAAGUAUGUAGCUAGCUAGCUUCACUGAAUCUUAUACAUAUGUCCACACUAGAUAUAUAGGUAUAGAGAAUGGCUAGAAUCCACGUGUCAAAUGGUUACAGGUCAAUUGAGCCGUGAAGUGAUGAUCACGGUGCAGUUGUUUGUGACAAAAUUGAAUAAGGGAUUAAACGAUUGGAUCAAUUCAGUUAUUGAUUAAUCUGAUUAGAAUUUGAUCGAGUUUUCAAGCAUUCAUAACAUGAGUGUAUAAUAUUACAUGUCAAUUAUUAUAUAUUUGACAUUUCGUGAUGAAUGCGUUUUAGUCGACACAGGUCACCAAAUCAUUCGAGUCCCAAUGCCCAUAACCAAGCAUGUAUGAUAUGUGAAAAUGUUAUUCUCAGUCAUGCUAAUGAUUCUCUCUCUCUCUCUUUUUUUUUUUUUUUUUUGUGAACACUAUGUAUUUCUUUGAGCUUAUGAGUGAAUUACCUUUUGUUUAAAAUCAUCAUGUUAUUACCUGGCUGGCUAGAAUCCUAAGCAAUAACCAUUUCAUGAAUUUGGGCAACAGCUUUUGCUUUCAAAUUAAUGGGCUUUGUGCAUCCUAUUUGGGCCUGCUCCUUUUCUUAAGCCUGGAUUGGCAACUUCUCCCAAUAUGGAAAUUCUACUGACACAAAAACAAAGAAUAUUGUUUGGCAGAUCCAGACAAAGGAGACGAGUCAUCACCCACGGGCCACGGGUUACCAAUGAAAAAUUGGGCCAGCCCAGCCUUCUUGUUAUGAACGAAGUGGGCCAAUUAUGGACUGUCCUCUUCCAUGGGAAGUCCAUAGCCUGUGAUGUCACUUGGUUGAGCCCACGGAGCACCGUGAAAGUGAACAAAGGGAAUGUAAACUGAACCCAACAGUUCAGGAUUCAAUGACAAAACAAUGAGAGAAUCCUGAUGUAAUCGUACCAAAACCUAUAGCGUGUCAUUCAAAUGGUGCAACUGAUUGAUACGGUACGAUAUAACAAAUACUAAUAAAAACAUUUUAUGUUGUGUAAGUAUUGCCUCAAAGAUGAGGUGCAAAAUUUUAAAAUUCGAAUGAUAUGAUACGAUAUAACAAAUACUAGUAAAAGUACUUUAUGUUUUUGUAAGUGUUGUCUAACAAUCGGAUAUACAGUUUCAAAUAUUCUCCUGAUAAUAAAUUAGCUCAGUUGCUUGGGUUUGUUCUUUGAUAUGGUGUGAAAACAGAGCAUUAUUUGGCAGCAUCAAGUGGGUGCCCCAAUAAUUUGAUUUCUGUUAGGCUCUAACUAAUUUGAGGAAUAUACUCUUUAGAUCAAUUUUGGGGGGAUUUAUGAUGCUGAAUUCAGCCCCCCAAACUUCAAACCCUCUCAAAAGAACCCAAUUUGGCUUUGCUUGCGAAAUUUAUCAAAAAAUUGCAAUCAAAUUUUUGUAUAUUCCAUUUUGAUUAUUGAGGUUCACAAAGAUCUUUGAAUGACCUGAAAUUUCAAAGGAAACCCAUGUGGCAAUACAUGAAUAUGCGGUGGCUUCCACCUUAUCUUACAUCUUACAUCAAAGGCUUAAAAAAUAAACAAAUGCUAAUAAUUAUAGCUAGGUUGGUUACUUAAGUUGCUUACAUUCAAAAAAGUUUCAACUUUUGGAGAGCCCACAAUUUUUUAAAGUAUUAGCUCUUUGGUGAGCUAACUUGUUUCUUUCCCUCCAAUUUUCUCAUGGAUAAAUGAGUAGUUUUUUUUUAAUCUUAAAUGGUGAUAAUUUUGAUAGAAACGGUUUUGAAGGACUAGGUGAUAGUUAAUGAUGUUGAACGAAUAAAAAAUAUGAAAUCUGUUGUGGUUUGUCGAAUCAAAAGAACUGAGAUAAAUCAUCGCCCUUAUCUUAUUUUCAAAAUUAAAUCCAAUCAUAUAUAUAUAUAUAUAUAUACUUUUAACGAAUUCGCGACGAGAUGAUACAAAUGGAUCGAGUUUUUAUCAGUUUUGCUACCUCCUAAUCCAAUACAUGAACAAAUGCAUAGUUAACCAUUUGUAUUUGUGUUAUGUGCACCGCACCAUUCCUCAUCCAAGUCGAUAGAAAGGGAUAAAGAAAGCUUUCUCUCUCACUCUCCAUCAAGUAUCAGCCCCCUCCAUUAACAUUUGCUUUGAUUUCUCAAAGCUUUCCCUCCUCUCCUUCCCCAACCUUCCUCCAGCCUGAUUGAGACUUGAAUGUUCCAUCAUUAUACAUCCAUAACCACAAGAUAUACAUCACCUUUAUAUAUCUCUUUCUAUGUCAAUAUUUGUCCUGUUGGAAAACGAUGGUUGCGGUUAAACUCUUGGACUUAAAACAACUCGUUUUUACUAAUUUCAACCUUUGUGCAACGUUUUUACAAAUACACAUAUAAAGACAAGUAAAUUAAAUAACCGUUAACCAUGAGUUCGUAAUGAUUAUCGAAUUGGUAUGAUAGUUAUUCUGAGUUGACCAAAAGAUACAUGGAUGAAUCAUGUUUCAUCAUACGAUAAGCUUAAUUAAUCAAUUCAUAGGGUUUCUUCCCACCUUUGUUGUUGUUGUAGCUAUAGGAAGGUGAGAUGGGUCAAUCAAUGGCCGGCACAUGAAAAAUGGAGAAUAAUAAUAGUAAUCAAGCGUCGUCACUCGGCAACCAUAAAAGAAUGGAAGAGAAAGGUCUCCCCAUCUAACCACAACUUCUUCCAAGGUUCUUUUAACCAACUCUUGAGUUCAAUUCAAUUCAAUUGCAUGGAUUUUGGUGCUACGCAUUUACACUUGUCAAGCCAAUACUUCAUCAAGUAUAACAUACCAAAAGGAAUGGAGUUCAUUUACCUCAAUGGAUUGACUUCAUAACAUACCUCAAUGAAUCAAAUAUAACAAAAAUACACUACUUAUUUGAAAAAGAUACGAAAUCAUAUUGAAAAGUAAUCCAACUUAUUGUUAGAUUAGUGCAUAAUUGUGUACUCGUACUAGUUUUUUUUAUGCUUCAAUCAAUUUGAACCUUAUCAUCCCACUAAACACAUAUCAUUUUAAUACUCCCAAAUUUAUCUACAGCAGUCAAUAUUCUUCUGCCGAUCCUACUACAUAUUCUUCUAGUGAGAAAUACCAUGAAGAAGACGAAUCAUGCUAACCAUGGAGAACUACGGUCCAACCUCCUUCAAUCAUACAAUAGUACAAACCAAGCAGGCGUCACAUAUAUUGCUAGCUAGUACAUACAUAUAUAUAUAUUUAUAUAUAUAACCAUUUCCCCCCACCAUGAAUGAGAUCCCCCAACAGACCUUAACUCACACCAUUACAAUUUACAAGUCCCUUCAUUUAGGUCCUCUCUCCCCCUCCCUUCUUCCUAUCUCUUCAAACCCAACUCCCUUUCCCCGCCGGCCGCCAUGGGAGGAGAACAAAAGCUGACGAUGAUGGCGAUCAAGGUCGAUCUGGACUGCUACAAGUGCCGCAAGAAGAUCAAGAAGGUCCUCUGCAGGAUCCCUCAGAUUCAGAAUCAAGUGUACGACGAGAAGGCGAACGUGGUGAUAAUCACGGUGCUGUGCUGCAGCCCGGAGAAAGUGAUGGAGAAGAUUUGUUGCAAAGGCGGCGAGUCGGUGAAGGGAAUCGAGAUCGUCAAACCCCCACCGCCGAAGCCGAAGGAGCCGGAAAAGCCCAAGGAGAAGCCCAAAGAGCCCGAAAAGCCCAAAGAGAAGCCCAAAGAGCCGGUAAAACCCAAGGAGAAACCGAAGGAGCCGGCAAAGCCUCCACCGGCCGCAAAGCCAGCUCCGGCACCGGCGAAGCCGAAGGAAAACAACGAUAAGCCGCCCAAACAGACCGAACCGGCUCCGAAGCCUCAACCAGCUCCGCAACCAAAACCAGCCCCUCCGUCGCAGACCGAGAUUCCGAUCGGAUUUCCGCCGCCGGCACCGGGGCCGACGCGGACCUGCUGCAGGGAGUGCUACGAAGGGUGGGGCGUGGGGCCCUGCCACAGCAUGCUGGGCCCGCCUCCGUGCUACGACGGGUACGGCCGGCCGGUGUACGACAACUGGGGCGGCGGCGGGUGCAGGGGAGGGUACUACGGCAGCAGAGGCGAGUGCUUUAGCGACGACAAUACAUCGGGCUGCGUCGUCAUGUAAAGUCUAAAUGAGACAAGAGCCUGUCGCAAAAACGGCGGCGUUCUGAGCGAUCAUCAGCCACGUGGCGCGAUCCAGUGCGCAUGGGAUUCGUAUCAUUCGUUCAAUUUUCACUCUUUCUUGAUCCGUCGUCUCUUUUUCAUUUUCAUUUUGUGUUUUGGGGAAAAUAUGUGUAGACUAGAGAGUGAUAUAAAGAGAAUUGGUGGCAAAAAAAUGGUUAGAAAAGAUUGAAAAUGACUAUAAGAGGUUGACAAAUUUUAAUCAAUGAAAUUUGUUGGAAAUUAAAAGGUACUUUAUGAAAAAUGCUUGGCUAUUGGUUCAUCACUAAUUUGUUGGAGGAUUCUCUUUUUGUGGUGGUACAUGGUGUAAUCAAUUACUCAUCUAGAUGUGUGGUUUUGUGGAUAUAUAAUUAUAGGUUAGGCAAGAAACAUUUCAUUAGGUU
Messenger RNA from Linum trigynum, 4979 nucleotides. NCBI's taxonomy places the organism in Eukaryota, Viridiplantae, Streptophyta, Magnoliopsida, Malpighiales, Linaceae. The record is from the annotation of a GenBank genome assembly.